Molecule: messenger RNA, 7557 nt
Organism: Lethenteron reissneri (Far Eastern brook lamprey)
Lineage: Eukaryota; Metazoa; Chordata; Hyperoartia; Petromyzontiformes; Petromyzontidae
Product: ciliogenesis and planar polarity effector 1-like
Biological process (GO): cilium assembly
Cellular component (GO): ciliary transition zone
Source: RefSeq, a predicted model, not a curated record
CUGACGACGGAAGCGGCGUGGGGGUUCGAACGGCGGCCCUCGGACUCGUGAGGCGGUCGCAGUCGCCGACAAAUAAACAACAACAACAACAACGACGACAACAACAACAACGUGGGCAAGAAGAAGCAGCAGAAGCGGUAAACAACAAGUGAGCAACUCCCACAGGCGGAGCGGGGAGCGGCACCGCGAGGCGGUGAGGAUGGACGCGAGCGACAGCGGCGGCGUGGACUGAGCAGGAAGAGUUGAGGCGGGGGUCGUGGCUUCUGCAGGAGUAUGCAGGGAAGAUUGGAGGUUCUGGCCCUGGCCAGCAUCAAGCGAAGGAAGCCAUGGCCUCAGAUCAGAUGGAUGGGCCUGGACUCGGAGAACCUGCUGCUGCUGGACGAACGCCGCGCCUCGGUACUUUUCCUCCCGUCGGGACGAACGCGGCGCCGCGUUCCACGCCUCCACUCGCUGCUCCCGCGCGUCGUCGCCAUGGCUCCGUCCAGAAACGGCGCGUGGCUCGCUGGCGUGCUGGUGAGCGGGGAGUUGUUCCUGUGGCACAAGGACACGGACUCACUGAAGACGGCACCCGCCCACCCGGCCGUGCUCGCGCUCACGAGCAGAGCGGGCGAACAAGGAUCGAACGCCCGUCUGUGGGUGCUCCCCUCGGACGAGGGCCGGCGCGUGCUGCUGGGGGGGGCCCCGGACGGGCCCCUCCUGUGGGAGCUGCGCGGGGUGGAGGGCCCCCCGCACGCCGUGCCAGGCUCACUCCUGCUUGGCCGCUGGGCUCAGCUGCCUCCGCCUAGCGACGUGCCGCUGCCCAGCGCCGCCGACAAAGAGGCCGCGGCGCACGCGGUGUUCUUCACAGAUCCGGAGCUGGGCGAUUGCUGCCUCUGCUCGUUUGUGUUCAGUGCUGGCCAGAGUCUCAUCAUAUCGAGCCUCCUCCUCCGCUGGCUCGACGGCUCGGACGCGCUCUUCAGCGUGGCGCCGUUCAGUGCCACGUGGCACGGGUUUGCCUGUGCACUGGGCUCCCUCUCGCCGGCGUGCGAGGCGGUGAAGUCGCGCGGAGCGUACGUGGCGCGUCUCUCCAGCGACGGGCACGUGCUCGCCAUCGCCGUCAACCAGAGGCACCCUCAGGCCACCCAGGUGCUGUUCACGUCUGCGACGGGCGGCGUCUCGGUGUCCUCCCACCUGCAGGGCUGCGGCUUCCGUGGCCCCACCCUGCUGCCCAAGUUCAUCAGGUCGUACUGGGUGAGCGACGCGAGCUGGCUGAGCGGGGACGCGCUGCUCGCGUGCAUGCUCAAGCGCGGCGCUCUGCUUCUCGUGUCUCGCCUCGGGGAGCCCCUCACGCUGUCCACGCACGGCUGCUCGGUGGAGUUCGGUCCGGCCCUCUUCAUCCCUCUCCACCCCCUCGUCACGUACAGCGCCAGUGGCAGCGCCGACGCGAUGGCGUCGCACGGCUCGGCCGCCUCCGAGGCGGACGCCUUGCGCCAGCGGUUCUCCGUGAGCGCGCACCCCCGGCUGCCCUUCCUGCUCGCCUCCGAUGGGUACGUGGUGACGGUGAUGCGUUUGGGCGGCGAGCUGGCGCCGGCGAGGCUGGUGCAGGCUGCGCUGGAGGACGUCCACCGCACGCUAGAGGACGUCCGCAUCGGCCUGGCGGCAUCGCGGCUUCCUGGCGAGGCGGUGCUGCUACGGAGCCUGUCGGUGCUGGGCGCGCCGCCCCCCGAUGAGACGGUGACGGUGGACGCCACGACGGCGCCACCGCCGCUACCGCCGCCCCCCUUUCUGCAGCAAGACCCCGACGAGUGGUCCUGUGGGGGCCACCGAGCUCUGCAGGGCGACGACCUCUACGACGACCUUUCGGACGAAGAGGAAGGGGGGGCGGGGGAUGCGGGAGGAGGGGGGGGCCCCGACCCCCACCCGUACGUGCGCAUGGAGCACGGCCGCGUGGAGUUUGCGGGGAUGCACGAGGAAUCCCGGACCGCCGAGGGGGAGACGGAGCUGACGGCGGCGGGCGGCACCAUCGCGGGCGGCGCGGAUCUCUCGGCCCGGCUCUCGUUCGCUCAGCGCCGGCUGCUCGUCGCGUGGCACCUGCUGCUCACUCUCAGGGAUGUCGACUUCUGGGACACCUGGAUGACCUUCACCGUAAAGUGCGUGGCCCGCCUGUCGGUGCUGCUGCAGUUCUUCGAUUGGCCCCGCGGCAGCGCCGGCCCCGCCGGCAAAGCCGCGUCGCGCUCCGUGCGCCGCGACCCCUGGCCCUUCGCGGUGCUGCAGCUCUUCCGGCGCUGCGCACUGGUGCUCUGCUGGCCCGGCGAGCCCCUACCCCUCCACUGCAGUCACCGCCGGCGCCGGCACCGCCGGGCCCUUCCGUACGGCGCUCGGCUGAGCCUGGAGGUGGCGACGGCGCUGCUGGGCGGGCGCGCUGACACCGGCGACACUCGCGCGCACCUGCGGUCGCUGCUCGCCGCUCUUUCCUUGCUGUCCUUCGCCGAGGCGUGGCUCGACCGCGCGUGCGGGCUGGUGCUGGCACCGGCGCCAGAUCCGCCGGUCCAACCGCCGCUCCCAGAACCGUGCCUUGCGUCGCCGGUAGAGCCUCCCGGCGAGGACGACGAUGAGGCGCCGGCAGAGGUGGCGUUGGAAGAAGCGAUGGCAGAUUCCGUACGAGAGGGGCUUGGCACUGGCGCGGAGCUCUACGCCUUGUGCCAUGCACCGGCAGCGGCAGACCGGCGGGUGGCGCCGACUCUAUCCGGGCGGGUCGCGGUGGUGGGGCCGGAGUGGCUCAGGUCCGUCCUGCACCUCCCCGCACGCAGCGCCGGCAGAGAGAGUAGCCGGCCGGCACACAGGCUCGUCGCCUGCUGGAGGCUGCUGUACAGACACGUUUUGCAGUUCCAGCAGCAGCUGCAGCUGCAGCGGCGGCACGGUGCUGAUGACUGUGACGACGGGGCCGCCCAGGAGCGGCUGGUGGCCUCGCGUAUCGCUGCGGCGGUGCAGGCGCGCCUGCAGUGCGUGGACGGGAGCUUUCCACGGCAGAGACCGUUGCUUGAUAUCACCGGAGAGGAACUUUACCUGAGCGGCUCAUACCACGAGGCAGUGCACACCUGGCGGAGGGCGGUGCUGGAAGACACCGACUCAGGGGGGAGGCGUGGCGCUCACCUACAGACGCGGCACUGCCUGGCGCUGCUUUACGCUCACCUGCACGCGCUCCACCUGCUCCCCGCACUCUGCCUGUGCGACCGCAUGGCCGCACGCCUCCUGCAACCGCACACCGACACAGCGCCGGGGAUUUGUGAGCGGGCGGCGCUGGCUGUGGUUCGCUCCAUGGGCCGGUUCAUGGCGGCAUACUUCACCAACCGUGCACUCUACGUGUUCCCACCGCACAGCGUGCAGACGCUGCCGCCGCUGCACACGACGGCAGCUCCGCCCCAGCGGUGGCGCUUGCUGCCGGUGAGCCGCGCCGGCGUGAGCGCGAGCGCCCGGGCCCAGCGCGUGUCGUCGGCCUGGAGCCCCGAGUACGCGCUGGAGCUGCUGCUCGUGGCGGGGCUCCACGCGGAGGCCGUGUGGCUCGCGCGCACGCUCGGCGACUGGAAGACGGCGGUGGCCGUCGGCCUGGCGUACCGCUCGCACGACCACCACCACCAAAACCGCCACCUCCACCGGCGCCGCCACAACCGCAGUCUAGCUGGCGCCGAUCCCGCGGGGCCACCGCGGGUGUCGCUGCAACUCCCCGACGAGCUCCGACCCGCAAGGAUCUUGCAGGAGAAGCUGCAGGCGCUGCUGCAGACGCCUUUAACGGCGCCGCAGAUGGACCCGGACGGAGCUCGGGCGGCCGAUGUAACAGCCGGCACCGCGUCCGACUCCGCCGCCGCCGCCGACGAGGAGGGAGAGGACGAUGCCCCGGACGCCCUGCUCGCCGCGCUGCGCGAGAUGCUGCACGCGGCCGCCAUGGCCGGGGUGGACGCGCUGGGCCCCGCGCUCGCCGGCGCCGUGGGGGCGGCCCGGGAGCGCGCCGGGGGCGGCUGCCUUGCCGGGCUGGUGCCGCCGGGCCUCUACCUGCCGGCGCCGCCGCUGUACUGCCCGCAGCUCGGCGUGGAGCUGCAGGAGGGUGACGACGCGGCGCUGGCGCAGGAGAAGCGCUCCCGGCACGGCGCGUCGAGCGCGCUGCAGCGGGCGCUGGCGCUGCUGCGCGCGUCGCGCUGCUCCCUCCCCGCCGCGCAGUGGUACAUCCGCCGCCUGCAGAGAGUGCGGCGCACCGUGGGCAAGAUCCGUGCCAAGGAGGGGCGGCCGCCCCCCAAGCCGCUGCCCCCCUCCCUGCUGGCGUACACGAGGAUGCGGGGAGUCGCGCUCGAGCGAGCCGGGGCCGAGGGGCAAGGCACGACGGCGCGCGUUCUUGGUUGCUUCCGUGAGCUCUGUGCCCUCUGCUUCCUGCUGCACAUGCGCGACCGCCUCUCCGAGUGCUGCCGCAAGUACCAGGCGGCGCACGACAGCCUGCACAGCGUGCAGCAACAGCGCGGCUCGGUGUUCGCGUUCGACGGCGCGGUGACGGCGCAGUGCGAGGCGGUGUUGGCGUGGGCCUGCCGCCUGCUGCCCUUCGCACGCUUCCUGCACGCCGAGGAGAUGCUGCAGGACCUCGUGCUCAGCCUCGUCGCAGAGCUGCCCCCCACACGACAGAUGGUGGAGAUUCUGGCGCAGGCGUUCCCGGACGCGGAGGGGGUGCGCGUGCCGCUGCAGGACAAACACCGCUCGCUGCUCAAGCGCCUGCGCUUUGUCUACGUGCAGGACGCAGGGGAGGGGUCGUCGGAGCAGCAGAGCGUGUCUCUGUGUCUGGACGAGCAGCAGGAACGCCGCGACCGCUUCCUGGCGCGCGUCGCACGCACCACGGGCCCCGUGCUCGCCCACAUCUGGGAGCCCGCCGCCAAUGACGACCACGGGGACGACGACGACGACGCCUCCGUGUCCGCCGCCAGGUUUCGUCCGCUGCUGCGCUCCGGUUCGGCCGACUCGGAGAGCGCCGGCAACGCGGACGAGCCGGCGGCGGCGGCGGCGGUGCUGGGGGCCCCGGAUCCAGGCGCGAGCAGAAAGCGGCCGGCGGUUCGGUGCUUCUCCGAUUCGCUGGUGCGGCACGGCGCCGUGCCGGGCGGGGGUUUGUCGGGGAGCAAGGCGCCGGCGUCGUCGUCGCCCUCGUCGGCCGGGGCGACGACGCCGGUGGCCGCGGCGGAGUCGUCGGGGAAGACGCCGGUGAGGAAGGGAUUGUCGCUCGACGGGCGGGUGGGCGCCGCGGCGAGGAGGAGACGGGCGAGCGGUGGUGACAGCAAAUCGCCGUUCCGCGAUGAGUGGUCCGAUCCCGGGAGCCGCGUUGCAGCCGGAAACGCCGGCACCGAUCUGGCGCACGGCACUGGCACAGAGGGAGCGGCGGCGGCGGCAUCGGCGUCGCUGCCGCCUGUCGGGAGCUGGGAGUUCGAGCUGGAGGACGACGAGUACCUGGACUUCCUCGACCUCUUCCUGGGCUACGUGCUCGAGCGUGACUUGGCGGGCGGCGCCGGGCAAGACGACGGGGCAGCCGACUCGGUGCCGCUGCUGGCGCCGUUCACCGAGCUGCUGCGGCGACGCGAGCUCACGUCGCUGGCGUUUGAGGCGCAGGCAAUGCUGAAGCGCUGGGUGGAGCGGCAAGGCGGCGCCCACCGGCCGCUGGCGCGAACUAACAGCCUCCCGGCGGCGCGUGAGCGCAAGCGCGGCCGGGCGAUCGCGGGGACCGGCGGCGCCACCGCCGCACCCGACGAGAAGCCUCCGUUUGAAGCCGGCACGCUCUACCCGGCGCUCGCCGGCCUCUACGCGGAGCUCCGUCCGGAGAGCGGCACGAGCGGGAACCGGUCUCGCGUGAGCCGGAGCGCGGACGCGGUUAAAGAACGUCCCGUACCGAGGGCAGCCGGCGCGACGGGGAUCGGCCCGGAGGCACCGUUCGCGAGAGUCGGCCCCUUCGGCCCCCCGCCCUCGAAGCUCUUCGAGGGCGCGAGGAGUAAACCGGCGCCGCUCGCCGGUGAGACGGUGCGGGAGGCUCCGAGCGGUGGGCUCUUCUGGGCGCGGCGGCAGGCGCAGGCGGAUGUAGGACGACUCCCGGCGGACGAGUCGGAGGGAUCGUGGCUCGAGUUGAGCAGCGCUGGCGCUUGGGGACGCCACCCUCGGCUGACCGGUGGCGCCCACGCAGCGGGAAAGUCCCGUGAAGGAGCGGCCGGAUCGCAGGAGGUGAGGGAGAGGAUGGCCAGCGCGGAGGGGAAGCUGCUGGAGUGGAUGGUGCGCUGGGCUGAUCGGCGCCGGCCCACGCCGGGACACCGCGCCAAAAGAGCGACCGGGGAAGGAGGGGACGGCGCGGUCAUGAGGGUUCGCACGUCCACGGCGGCCCUCCUCACCAGCCUGUGGUUGCUGGAGCGCCGGCAGGGCCAGCGGGGCGCCCCCAGCCCUGGGCAGCAGGACACGGUGGUGGGGUCGGCGCGGGUGAAGGUGUCGCAGCGAUCAUCGGAGAAGGGGGGCAGCACGGACACCGGAUACCACGGCUCCUCCGACACCCCGCCCCCUCCUCCCCGCACCACCGCCCAGCGCUCCAGGCUCGCUCGCCACAACUCGGCAGGGCCGGUGCUGGGUCCUCGGACGCAAGUGGCGACGGUUCACCCGGCGCUGGGGGAGGAGGAGGAGGAGGACCUCGCGACUCCCAUCGCUGGCGACGAGCUUGAGACGUCGGAUUCGGACGUCGACGACGUGCGAGACUCGCGGGACGACGACGCCGAUCGGCAGCUCGUACCACACGGACGCGGCCGGGACGAGUCGAGGGACGAGAGCUCGGGCGAGGGUAGCCGGGCCGAGUCGCCCACGUCAUCCCCGUGGUCGCCCACCGCCUCCGUCGUCAAGCCUUGCCGCAAGUCCAGCCUCAGCUUCCUGCGCGAGGAGGACCCUGGGCUUCAGCUGGGACUCCUGCAGCAGCAGGAGGGAUCUGCAUUCAGGACCGAUCCUUCGCUCCGAGCGGCGCCCACCGACGAGUCGAUGGCGUCGCUGCACGGGGAGUCGAGGGCUCGGGCUGCGGGGGAGCUGAGAGAGGGGGGCGCGGGGGGUCGAGCUACGCGGAGGACCCCAAGCUCUGCAGCCGACGCCGGCUCUGGGUCAUCGCGGGUCGCCUUCAUGGAGGAGGUUCAGCGCUUUGCCCAGUGAGGAACUCAGCAGCACAACUUCAUAUCCAUGAUGCAGGCAGUGGCGAUGUCACUGCCCGGCUUCAUGAGCUCCGACCAGAGCAGGCACCCUCCUCCUCCACCUUCUGUGCCACCACCGCCCUCACCACCGCACUCCCACCACGAUCGUGCUGAUCACGACCGCUACCACCACAGUCGUACGCACCACGAUCAGACUUACCGUGGUCAUGUCCACCACGAUCGCGGCAACCACAAUCACACUCAACGCGACCGCAACCACCACAAUCAUGCCAGCCACGAUUCCAACCACCAUGAUGAGACCCACCGUGAACACACCCACGCGAGCUACCGGCAGCAGCCACCAACUCCACCACCAGUACCAGUACAACCACCACCAUCGCCA